AUGAAGUAUCUACCUUUACCUCAGAUCGAAGAAGUGUCGAAUGCUCUGAAUUUUGACACUCCCGAUUUACAUGUUGUCGGGGGAUGUGAUCUUUACAUUACAAAGGCAGCGUCGGACGAUCGCAAACUCUACCACAAAAUCGAACAAUCCCUGGAAUCGCAGUACGAAUCGCUCCUCAAACUCUCCGCCUCACUUUCGCCUCCGACAAAGGCCUCUGCUCCGAAUAACGUCGCGCUAUCCCUGAACUUGUCGCGAUCAAGUCCCUUUGGUCCGCUCACCGAACACUCCAGUCGCAGGACCUUUGCCUACCUGAUCGCAACGCUGAAUGCGAGUCAUCCAGACUACGACUAUAGUCAUGUUCUGCGACCUACCGAUUUCCGUCGUGAGCGGAGUCUGAAGAAAGUUAUGAAUACGCUUGAUAUGACUCUGCACAAUCUGCGACCUCAUCUACGCGAUGACGGGUCGCCGUCACCCCCGACUGACUCAUUUUCGGGUUCUUACAGCACCAGUUCCACGACAGCCUGGGGUCCGCGAAUGUGGAAACUCAUUGAUGAGGAGAUGUCGCUUAACGACUGCGCCAUCUUUUCGUACUCGCCCGAAGACGAUAUGAAUGAUGAUGAUGACGGCGCAAUCUGGAGUCACAAUUAUUUCUUCUUCAAUAAACAGCGCAAACGUGUUUGCUACGUUUAUCUACGCGGAAUUCCGAUAAUGAGCCAUGACGAUGAUGAAAUUAUGGCCAUGUGGGAAGAUGAUGGUGUCGCGACACCUGUCGGCAAGCGGAUUCCUGACGAUUCGUACUAUACGCCCGAUAUCACUGCGAAAAAACGCCAGCGAUACUGGCUUGGUGAUUUGGCCUCCGACGAUGAACCUAUCAGCUCCUCGACUCGUCGUAUAGGUGCUGUGCGCGCAAUGAGUGAGGAGAUGGUUGAUUCCAUGGAAGUGUAA
This is a messenger RNA of Talaromyces stipitatus ATCC 10500, 945 nucleotides long. RefSeq names its product mitogen-activated protein kinase MAF1. The record is from RefSeq and is a predicted model, not a curated record. Lineage: Eukaryota; Fungi; Ascomycota; Eurotiomycetes; Eurotiales; Trichocomaceae. The transcript has 2 exons. Gene Ontology annotation, cellular component: nucleus. Gene Ontology annotation, molecular function: RNA polymerase III core binding. Gene Ontology annotation, biological process: negative regulation of transcription by RNA polymerase III. The coding region runs from base 1 to 945 and encodes 314 amino acids.